GGCGGUUGGCGGCGCACAUACUAAAAUAAAGGAGGUGAAAAGCAAAGAAGAAUCGGUGUUCAUUCACAGACUCAAAGAUAUGGAAAUAAUAUCGAAAACCUCUUUCUUGAAAAAGUGAUUCUGGCUUCCUGUCUCAUGCUGCCGAUUUAUCCCGAGGCACCAGUGAGGUGUUGCAGUAGCAGCGGCGGCGAGGUAGAGGAACGGUUCGCUACAGCUAGCUAGAUGCCUAUACAGAGGAAGGCGCAGUCUCUUGCAGUACAGGCCAACUACAUUUUUAUUUGAAGCAACCUUUUCAUAAAGGUUACCUUUUUACUGUGCAGUUGUACGACACUACUCGUUCAUUCUCUUAAAAAGACUGGAUAGUCAGUGUGAAGGGUUAUCUUGCUUUUCUUCUGUGGAUGCAGCGACGCAGGCCCGUUUCAGAAACGCUGUUAGCAAGCUAAUACAAUCAGAAAACAGUAUUCACACCAAUGCAGGUCCGAAAACGAAAUGAGACGGAAGCUUUAAUAUUUCAUUAAAAAAUAUUUGGGCAGUCUCGCCGUGUUGACAUGAGAGUCUGACGAAUUGGCAUAUCUGUCUCAAGACUGCAAUUUUGUUUACAUUUUGUUCGCAAUAUUAUUGUCCUGAGAUUUGGACAGAUUUUCUCCACAGCUGACAGGAGUACAGUCUUCUUACACAGAAAUAUUUCUUCAAAGUCCUUACGUGAUUAGCUUGCAGACUACAAACGGGAUAUGUUCACGACUGAAGACCGUGGAUCAGAAUGACUGAAAGACUAUCUAAAUCAGAGGUGCCCGUGGUCCAGAUGCUCCUUCUGCCCAUUAAAAUCACCAUGGUUUGACAGUUAAUCAUAUGGUUGCUGCAAUGAGAUAAUAGAGCUGCCUGUUCAAGACAACCUUGACGCUUGUCCAUCCACACACUCUCUUACAAUAGACGAACAUGACAACGCCGGCUCUUCUGCCCCUCUCGGGGCGUAGGAUACCAACUCUCUCGCCAGGCGCCUCAUCGUUCCCCCACCACAGAGCCACCUUGCGACUUUCCGAGAAGUUCAUCCUCCUCCUCAUCCUCAGUGCCUUCAUCACCCUAUGCUUCGGAGCAUUCUUCUUUCUUCCGGACAACUCCAAACACAAGCGUUUUGAUCUGGGCUUGGAGGACGUGCUAAUACCGCAUAUUGAGUCUGGGAAAGAGGGGAGGCAUAAUGGAGGACAGGUUAUCAUACAUGGACAAGGAGGGCAUGAUGAGCAUAGACACAGGGAGGAGGAGGAGAGCCUGCGAGAUAAGAUCCGGGCGGACCACGAGCGUGCUCUUCAGGAGGCCAAGGAAAAGCUCCGUAAAUCCAAAGAGGAGCUGAGGGCCGAGAUUCAGACCGAGAAGGUCAAGGUGGCCGAGGACCUGAAGAAGAAGGAGGGGCCCAAACCCUUGCCCCCGGUGCCUAUGCCCAAACUGGUGGGGGUCAACGACGGCGACCCUGGAGACCCAGACGUGAAGGAGAAGCGAGACAAGAUCAGGGAGAUGAUGAAACACGCGUGGGACAGCUACAGACAGUAUGGCUGGGGGCACAAUGAGCUCAAACCCAUCGCCAAGAAAGGACAUUCCACCAAUAUCUUCGGUAAUUCCCAGAUGGGGGCCACUAUAGUUGAUGCCCUGGACACACUCUACAUCAUGGGCCUUCAUGAUGAGUUUAAGGAUGGUCAGGAGUGGAUCGAACAGAACCUGGACUUCAGUGUGAACGCAGAGGUCUCUGUCUUUGAGGUCAAUAUCCGUUUCAUUGGUGGACUGCUGGCUGCCUACUACCUAUCUGGACAGGAGGUCUUUAAGGUGAAGGCGGUCCAGCUGGCGGAGAAGUUGCUUCCUGCCUUUAACACUCCCACAGGAAUCCCCUGGGCCAUGGUCAACCUGAAGAGUGGCGUGGGGCGGAACUGGGGCUGGGCGUCGGCCGGCAGCAGCAUCCUGGCAGAGUUCGGCACCCUUCACAUGGAGUUUGUGCACCUCACAUAUCUGACAGGCAACCCCGCCUACUACCAGAAGGUCAUGCACAUACGGAAGCUCCUGGCCAAAAUGGAUCGCCCGAACGGCCUCUACCCCAACUACCUGAACCCUCGCACGGGACGCUGGGGCCAACAUCACACCUCCGUGGGCGGACUAGGGGACAGCUUCUAUGAAUACCUGUUGAAAGCUUGGCUCAUGUCAGACAAAACAGACACAGAGGCGCGCAAAACGUAUGACGACGCUAUCGAGGCUAUUGAACGUCACCUCAUUCGCAAGUCCAGCGGUGGCCUGACUUUCAUCGGAGAGUGGAAAAACGGUCACCUGGAGAGGAAAAUGGGUCACCUCACAUGUUUUGCUGGAGGCAUGUUUGCCCUAGGGGCUGACGGGUCACCGGACGACAAAGCCGGUCACUACCUUCAGCUGGGCGCUGAGAUCGCCCACACCUGUCACGAGAGCUACGACCGCACAGUGCUGAAACUGGGUCCAGAGGCUUUUAAGUUUGACAGUGGACUUGAGGCUGUGGCUGUGCGGCAGAAUGAGAAAUACUACAUCCUCAGGCCAGAGGUGAUCGAGACCUACUGGUACAUGUGGAGGUUCACACACGACCCCAAAUACAGGCAGUGGGGUUGGGAGGCUGCACAGGCCAUAGAUAAACACUGCCGUGUGAGCGGGGGCUUCUCCGGAGUUAAAGACGUCUAUUCGUCCAAUCCCACCUACGACGACGUCCAGCAGAGCUUCUUCCUGGCAGAGACCCUCAAGUAUCUGUAUCUGCUGUUCUCCAGUGACGAGCUCUUGCCUCUGGAGAGCUGGGUGUUUAACACGGAGGCGCACCCUCUGCCCGUACUGCACCUGGGCAACAUCACCCUGCCUGGCAGCGAGACUCAGCGGUAA
Messenger RNA from Chanos chanos (milkfish), 2877 nucleotides. RefSeq names its product mannosidase, alpha, class 1A, member 2 (gene man1a2). Gene Ontology annotation, molecular function: mannosyl-oligosaccharide 1,2-alpha-mannosidase activity; calcium ion binding. The coding region runs from base 937 to 2877 and encodes 646 amino acids. The record is from RefSeq and is a predicted model, not a curated record. Gene Ontology annotation, cellular component: Golgi membrane; endoplasmic reticulum; extracellular exosome. The transcript has 14 exons. Gene Ontology annotation, biological process: carbohydrate metabolic process; mannose trimming involved in glycoprotein ERAD pathway. NCBI's taxonomy places the organism in Eukaryota, Metazoa, Chordata, Actinopteri, Gonorynchiformes, Chanidae.